Messenger RNA from Aplysia californica (California sea hare), 759 nucleotides. Its product is annotated as pre-mRNA-splicing factor syf1 homolog. Gene Ontology annotation, cellular component: post-mRNA release spliceosomal complex; U2-type catalytic step 2 spliceosome; Prp19 complex. The record is from RefSeq and is a predicted model, not a curated record. Gene Ontology annotation, molecular function: protein binding. Gene Ontology annotation, biological process: mRNA splicing, via spliceosome; generation of catalytic spliceosome for first transesterification step. NCBI's taxonomy places the organism in Eukaryota, Metazoa, Mollusca, Gastropoda, Aplysiida, Aplysiidae.
ACUAGAAGCAGAAGUGAGUGCGUCCGGUGCGUCGUGCUUCCGUUUCUUCCAAUCUUCCUUUUGGUUUCAGUUACUACUGACGCUGAGAGAUAUUUCUCAUUUAAGAUGCCAAUUUCUAAUUCAGAAGUUGACAUAAACCCGGAUAUAUUUUUUGAAGAGGAAGACCUACCUUAUGAGGAGGACAUUCUGAGAAAUCCUUACAAUGUAAGAUGCUGGCUUCGCUACAUUGAGCACAAAAAGGAUGCCGCCAAAGAGAUUCUCAAUACAGUCUAUGAGAGGGCUUUGAAACAGCUUCCAGGAAGCUACAAACUAUGGUACAAUUACCUGAAGCUGCUUCGGUCUCAGGUCCGCGGCCAAAUCAUCACAGACCCGUCCUACGAGGAAGUCAACAGUGCUUUUGAGAGAUCUCUGGUUUUCAUGCACAAGAUGCCGCGGAUAUGGCUGGACUAUCUCAACUUCCUGAUUGGCCAGGGCAAAAUAACUCGCACCAGACGCUGCUUCGACCGAGCGCUCCGAGCUCUGCCCAUCACCCAACAUGGCCGCAUGUGGCCGCUGUAUCUCAAGUUUGUGAGAGCUAAUGACAUCCCUGAAACAGCUGUUAGAGUUUAUCGCAGAUAUCUCAAGCUCCAGAAGGAGGGGUCGGAGGAGUACAUCAGCUUUCUCAUCUCCAUCGGCUGGCUGGACGAGGCGGCGCAGAGACUGGCCGACGUGAUCAACGACGAGAACUUUGUGUCUGUGGAGGGCAAGUCCAAACAUCAG